UCAAGACUGAAUAAAAAUAACUACCAAUCCUUACUCUCUUGGGAACCUUAUAGCGUUUUAUUGAUUUUACUUCCACCGUUUAAACAGUAAUAUAGAAUAGAUAUGGAUGGCGGCAAACCGUCCCUUUCACUUGUGUAUCAAGCGGUUCAAGCGCUUUACCAUGAUCCAGAUCCUGCCGGCAAAGAGCGAGCCUCGGUGUGGCUCGGGGAGCUGCAAAGAUCGAUGUAUGCAUGGGAGAUCUCAGAUCAGCUGUUGCAGCUGAAGCAGGAUGUUGAAUCCUGCUACUUCGCUGCCCAGACCAUGAAGAUGAAGAUCCAAACCUCCUUCUAUGAGCUGCCACCAGAGACACACAUCUCCCUCCGCGAUUCGCUGCUCUCACACAUACAGAACCUCAAAGACCUCUCACCCAUCAUCAUCACCCAGCUGGCUCUGGCAAUCGCUGAUCUUGCCCUGCAAAUGGCUUCCUGGAAGGGUUGUGUUCACACCCUUAUUGAAAAGUACAGUAGUGAUGUUUCCUCCAUGCCUUUCCUCAUUGAGAUUCUCACAGUUCUCCCAGAGGAGGUUCACAGCCGUUCUCUCAGGAUCGGAGCAAACCGACGGACAGAGAUAACUGAGGAUUUGGCCUACUACUCAACCACUGUAGUCACUCUCUUGGUGUCAUGUGUGGAGAAGUCUGGGAAUGAUGAGAAAAUGCUGAUUAAGGUGUUCCGCUGCCUGGGUAGCUGGUUUAAUCUAGGAGUUCUAGACAACAAUUUCAUGGCCAGCAAUCAGUUACUUAUGGUUCUCUUCCAAGUGUUGCAGAGGGAUGAGACGUCCACUAACCUGCACGAGGCUGCCUCAGACUGUGUUUGCUCAGCACUGUACGCCAUAGAGAAUGUGGACACACACUUGCCUCUGGCCAUGCAGCUCUUCCAGGGUGUUCUCACUUUAGAGACUGCCUACCACAUGGCAGUAGCCAGAGAGGACCUCGACAAAGUGCUGAAUUACUGCCGUAUUUUUACCGAGCUCUGUGAGACCUUUCUGGAGACGACAGUGAGAAGCCCAGGUCAAGGCAUGGGAGACCUUCGUACCCUGGAACUGCUGCUCAUCUGUGCUGGGCAUCCACAGUAUGAGGUGGUGGAGAUCUCCUUUAACUUCUGGUAUCGCCUCGGGGAGCACCUCUAUAAGACUAAUGACCCAGCGCUCCACAAUGUGUUCAGACCUUACAUCCAGAGACUGCUGCACGGACUGGCUCGCCACUGCCAACUGGACCCAGAUCAUGAGGGAAUCCCUGAGGACACCGAUGAUUUUGGGGAGUUCAGGAUGAGAGUGUCUGAUCUUGUGAAGGAUGUUAUUUUCCUCGUUGGAUCCACAGAAUGUUUCUCUCAGCUGUUUUCAACUCUGAGAGAAGGAAACCCACCUUGGGAAGUCACGGAGGCUGUUCUCUUUAUCAUGGCCGCCAUUGCAAAGAGUGUAGAUCCUGAAAAUAACCCCACUCUGACGGAGGUGUUGGAGCAGGUGGUCUUGCUUCCAGAGACAGUCCAUAUUGCCGUGCGUUACACCAGUAUUGAACUGGUCGGAGAGAUGAGUGAAGUUGUUGACCGAAACCCACGCUUCUUAGAUCCAGUGCUGAACUACCUGAUGAAGGGCCUUAGGGAGAAGCCCCUGGCCUCAAUGGCAGCUAAAGCCAUUCACAACAUCUGCUCUGUGUGCAGAGACCACAUGGCCCAGCAUUUCCAGGGCCUGUUGGACAUCGCCCGCGCCCUCGACUCCUUUGCCCUAUCUUCUGACGCAGCCAUUGGUCUGCUAAAAGGCACAGCCUUAGUGUUGGCCAGGCUUCCCCUGGAGAAGAUCUCUGAGUGUUUGAGUGACCUGUGUGCAGUACAGGUCAUGGCUCUUAGAAAGAAUAUGGCAAAGUCUGUCUCUCAACAGCUUUUAGCUCAGGACUCCAGCAAUGGUAAAUCUGCGGAUCCUACCAUUUGGCUUGAUCGACUGGCAGUCAUAUUCAGACACACAAAUCCUAUAGUAGAGAAUGGACAGACACAUCCAUGUCAGAAAGUAAUUCAAGAGAUCUGGCCUGUCUUAUCAGAGACACUGAACGCACACCAGGCUGAUAACCGCAUUGUGGAGCGCUGUUGCCGGUGCCUGCGAUUUGCAGUCCGCUGUGUGGGAAAAGGCUCUGCUUCAUUGCUCCAGCCACUUGUCACACAGAUGGUGAAUGUAUACCAGGUUUAUCCACACUCCUGCUUCCUAUACCUGGGCAGUAUCCUGGUGGAUGAGUAUGGCAUGGAAGAAGGCUGCAGGCAGGGUCUAUUGGACAUGGUCCAGGCUCUCUGCAUGCCUACCUUCCAACUGCUGGAGCAGCCCAAUGGUCUACGCAACCAUCCUGACACUGUGGAUGACCUGUUCAGACUGGCCACCAGAUUUGUCCAGCGCAGUCCUGUCACACUGCUGAGUAGCAACAUCGUUGUCCACAUCAUCCAGUGUGCCAUCGCUGCCACUACCUUAGACCACCGAGAUGCCAAUUGUAGUGUUAUGAAGUUCAUCAGGGACCUGAUUCACACAGGGGUCUCCAAUGACCAUGAAGAAGACUUUGAGGUGCGAAAGCAGCUGAUCAGCCAGGCCAUGGAGCAGCACGGCCAGCAGUUGGUCACUCAGCUGUUGCACGCCUGCUGUUUCUGCCUGCCGCCUUACACACUGCCCGAUGUCGCAGAGGUGCUCUGGGAGAUCAUGAUCUUUGAUCGGCCGACGUUCUGUCGUUGGCUAGAGGCUGCGCUGAAGGGUCUUCCUAAAGAGACAUCAGGAGGGGCCAUAACUGUCACUCAUAAGCAGCUCACAGACUUCCAUAAGCAGGUCACCAGUGCCGAAGAGUGCAAACAGGUUUGCUGGGCGAUCAGAGAGUUCACCAGGUUGUACCGAUAGUCGUCUUCACUAUGUUACGCCACUAGACCAGGUCAAACCUUUUGUUUGCAAACAUUGAGUUGACUGCUGUUGAGAAACUAAAAGGAACUCCUACAUGAAGGAUGGGUGGGACUUGGCACCACUGAAAGCCAAUGAGAUGCAUCACAGCUUUGGAGUGACAGGGUUAAACGAAACUCAAAUUGCCUUGAAGGUGCAAAAAAAGAACAGACAAACCCCCUCCCUUCGCCCUCAUUAGCCUGCUGUCACCACGGCUGCAGCAAGAUGAGGUGUUGGGAGGGAUGGCCUCUUUCUUGUGGGGGUUGGAAGAAGUGGAGUACACACCGACACAAUGAAAUGGAUUUAUUUUUUCAGUUGGAUUUCUGUGGGAUCCAUCUUAAAAAAGGAACACAAAACGGGAAAAAUGAGAAACAAAAAUGAGGACAUAACAAAGAUGUGCCUGGUUGCAAAUCAUAAUGCAUUAUAAAAAAAAAAAAAAGACCUAAACGUUUUUAAAAAGAUAAAAAAAAAAUGGAGAGGAUUUAUUUUCUUGGACAUGUCUUUAGAAAUCAGAAAAUGGCUUUGCUGUUUGUGCCAUAGACAAUGAAGAGCAAACCAGUGACAAUGACACACAUCUACAGUGACAGCCUGUGCAUGUUGGAUGUGAGGAAUUGGCAGAAGAGUGAUUGCUGGGACUAUGGCAUCGCUUUUGUCCCUUUUAAAGAUGGCUGGAAUUUUACCAUUACGGAGUUAUUGCCAGAUAAAGCUGUAAGAUGCUGUCGCUUUGACUCUGGCAAUCAGGUUGGGUUGUUGUUGUUGUUGU
Chanos chanos (milkfish) is the source of this 3700-nucleotide messenger RNA. RefSeq names its product transportin 3 (gene tnpo3). Bases 103 to 2901 code for a protein of 932 amino acids. Gene Ontology annotation, molecular function: small GTPase binding. Gene Ontology annotation, cellular component: cytoplasm. NCBI's taxonomy places the organism in Eukaryota, Metazoa, Chordata, Actinopteri, Gonorynchiformes, Chanidae. The record is from RefSeq and is a predicted model, not a curated record. Gene Ontology annotation, biological process: protein import into nucleus. The transcript has 23 exons.